GCCGCUGUUGCCGCUGGUGCCGCUGCCGCCGCCGCUGCUCAUGAUCAUUAUUUUACCUUUUAAUUCUUUUUUUUUUCCGCUCUUGCCAAAUGCUUUGGCUCCAAGUUUCCUAUGUGUAUCUAUUGUUAUAAAUGUAUAUAUUUAUUUAUUCUAGCUGUCAGGUGUUAAAAUAAAUGCCGAAGAUUAGUCCCACGUCUCUCCCACUCUAGGAUAUAGAUUUUUUUAUAUUUAUUAUUUUUUUCUUGUUGUCUUUGAGUGAAUCGGCCGGUUUGGAGAGGCUUUUGCCACCCUCCCUUGUGUUGUUUUGGUUUUGGAAAAGGAGGUGGAGGAGAGGAAGGAGGGGAAUUAGGGGGCGGCCGGAGCAGAGAGGACGAGACAGUGUUUGGGGGGUGACUCGGGCCAGUCUGGGGGCUGUCUGGCCCCAGACGGCGGAGAGGACGCGCGCUCGCGCUCUCGCUCUUUCUGCUGCUGCUUGCGUACGGCUUGUGAUCUCGCUGGAUUCGUGCGGCUGUGUUUUCUCCCCUCUUUUCUCGCUGGCAAACUGCUUUCCUUGCUCCCUCGCUCCUGCCUCCCCUUCUCUCCCUCCCUCCUCCUUUCCCUCGCCUCUCCUUCCUUCCCCUCUCCCGUCCUUCUUGGUAACUCCGGGAGGCGAGGAGGGAGGCUGCCCGCUCGCUCGCCCCGCUGGCUCCCUUCCACCGGCCUCGGUCCUCUAGAUUCCCUGCCUCCGAGGAGAGAUUUGGGAGGAAAAAAUGCAAGCGAACUCCUCGGGUUUUUUUUUUUGUUUUGUUUUUUUCAUAAACCCAGAUGAAGUAUCGUUUCUACUAUUUCCUUUCAGAGCUGUGAUCUUCCUAAGCAGAUCGGAGUGUUUUGGUGUCCCCUUCUCCUGUGUUUCGGGGGAGGUUUAGCUUGCCUGGGGGCGGGGAUGUUGAAUACUUUGAAAAUUAUUCUUUCUUGGUUGCAGUCGAGGGAGCCGGGAACCCCCGCGCGCUCUCUCUCCCCAUCCUGAGGAGAGAGGCUGAUGGCGGGACAGGGAUUUGGGGGGUGGGUGAGAAAGGGGUGCGCGUUUGCACCUGCGGUACCGUUCAGCGUGCGGGGACUCCGGGAACCUUAACAGGACAGCCCAACCGAGAGGGAAGGUGGCGGGAUUUCUGGCGGUCGCGGUGUUUGUAUUUUGGACGCUGCGUGACUCGGUGUUAGCUCCCAAUGGCUGUUCCCCUCUUUCCUAAAUUUUAUUUUUCCCAUGGUGCAAGCUUUGUAAAAAGAUAACUGCCGGCCGGAGAGUAGCCGACGUCAGCGUUCAGAUUCCCGAGGUACUUGCACUGGGCGAGGGGAAAAACAAACAGCCCCAGCCCGCGUUCCUAUGUGCAAGACCCGGGAGGAGAGAAGGGCACUUUGUGGCCCUGGCUGGGGCACCCGGUGCGGGAGGAGGGGGCGCGGGCGCGAAAGGGAGAUCUUUGUGAGUGAUUUUGCAAAAAUGGAUUGCGAGGUUGGUUGGAUUUGCAACCUGUGGCUCUCCUCGAGGGAGUAGGAAUGGGGGAAGGCGGCGGCGGCGGCGGCCCGGGGCGGGAUCGGGUAGGGAGUUGGAGCCUCGGAAAUCGGCUGCGCUCGCGGGCAGCGGGAGCGAGGGGCCACCCCGCUGCCGGAUGUAGUGACCGUGGUAAAUGUCUUGAGAACUGUGGAUUGCGUUGCCUUUGUGAUACCGUCUUAUUGGAACUCUGGCGAAAAAUGGAACUAGUGUUGCAAUAAUGAGUUUUAAAGCUCCCUAAAGGAAAACAAGAACACAACCCAACAGAUUAAAAAAAGAAUGAAAACGACCCCUUUUAUGUUGUGCCCCUUGUCGCAAUGCUUAAGAGUUGGUGGUGGGGGUCCUGACAGCUGAGCAGGAGAAAUGACCCUAAACAGAGUGCUAAAAGUCCGGAGCUGUUACUGGGUCCCUGACCAUCUUAGCUGGUCAUCCCCCUCAGGAAACAGAUUUAAUCGUUUAUGGAUUUUCCCCCCAAUCAGUUUGUAGUUUCCAGGAGGAAAAUCUUGUAACGCUUUACUCUCUCUCCCUCUCUCUUUUUUACAGUGAGUGUCAGUAGAUGCAUUUUUGACUGUCCCGGAGAAAAAAAAGUGGGGCAGGAGAGAGGGAACCAGGGAAAGGGCUGUUUGGAAAUACAGUUUGUGGCUCUGAGCGAUGCCACUGGCUUCCUCUACAGAGACUGCCAGUUUCCCUUUUUCUUUGCAAGGUGUGUGUGGUUUUAAUAAAUAACUUAAAAAAAUGAGGGGGGCCGGCAAGAUCCGUCAGGAGACAGGUAUCUAUUUUGCUCACUAUUUACUACCAAGAGCCCUUGGCACUGGAACAGAACCUCGUAAAUCUGCAGCCCAAGUUGAAGUUCAUCUGGCCCUAGUCCACACGCUAUUCCUGGAGGUAGCAAACAUGAGCUCAAAGGAACGAGGUGAAAUCACAUUCUCGCUUUAAAAUAUAUACUUUUUUUCAAGGAGAAAAGAUAUUUGUCUCUAGGGGAGGAGGAAAUGGGAGGAGAGCACCAGGACAUGGGCAUUCCCGUGCUAAAAUGAUUGCAUUUGAGUUUUCAGGCCAAAAUAGAAACCGGGAGGUGGGAAAUAUCUCCCCCUCCCCCCGUUUAUAAAUAGAAGUUUCCAAUAUCCUAUUUGAAAGACUUUCCAAUUCUGCAGGCCCAAGCAUUGGCUGAUUUUAAGGGUCUGUUGAUAGUGACAAUAAGGCUAGAAGCUGUUUGUAGAAACUGGGCAAACUGAAGGAGAAGGCAGCCAGAAGAAGCAGGAAUUCUCCAAAUGGACUUUUCCUCUGCUGUGUUGAAGGGUUUCAUCUCGCGUUUUCUUGAAAAGACUGUCCAAUUUAUUCUGGGUUUGGUGGACACGGAUGGGACUCUAAACUCUUAAGCUGUCGUUUGUUGAGCCUUGAAGAGUUCCAGUUAUUGGUUGAGUAAAUGGUAGCCAUGACUAGAUGUCAAAAUCCUUCCUUCCCUCUCUCCCCUGCCGGGUAGCCACACUCUCAACCCACUUUGUUGUGAAAAACUUAGGAGAUUCAGAGGAGGUGCGGCAGCGCCACCCCUCGGUGGGUGAAACUCUAGUAUUUGCAAAAGUCAAGUAUUUGAAAAAGAUUGUGAAAUGACCUUAUGAGUUUUUUUUUCUUUAGGAAGGAGAGAGAAAACUAACUUUAAAAAAAAAGGACUUUACAGUUGAUCUCUCAAAUGGGUAGGAAAAAAAUUUCCUUUCUAGCUAGGAUGGUGUCAUAGGCGCAGUAGUUCGAAUAAGUGUGUGUGUGAGCGCGCGCGAGCCCUAGGGAGCGUUGACUGGUUGGCUUUAAGUAAAGCGAGGUCUACAGGCUGAGGUAGCCCUCCGUCCCCCUUGGAUUUGACUUCUCAGGGCAACUGAAUUCUGCUGCCUGUCUGACAUUGAGAUAUGGAAGAAUGUUUUGGUGUAAAAAACCAUAGUGUCUGGAAGUCCUGCAGUUUUGCUGGCGGCGAUGGUGGUGAAUGUAGGGCCGUAGAUUGGGGAGGGAGGUUUGUAGAUGGCGUGGGGCACUGGUAAGCCGGUCUCUUGCUGAGUUUGGAGCCCUCUGGGAGGCAAAGUAAUGUGGCGCGCACCGGUUUCCUGCACUGCGCAACAAGUGGGAACGCCGCCGCAGUGAUCCGAGCGAGGAUGCGGUGUUGUGGCAAAGCUGGCACGUUUCUCUUCUCUCCGCUGGAAGCCAGGAACGGCUCCUCCCAACCCUCCCCGCCUCCCUGUCUGAGUCGAGCAGCCCCUCCAAAGACCAUACUCGUCCCCCUGCCCCCACCCCCAGCUUGCCGAGCGCUGUAAACCUGGGUGGGACCCUGCCCUUGGCCUCUAGGGCCCCUUUUCUCCGUGGGGAUCGAGUUUAUUCCUGUGCUGUUCGACCAGUAUUUGGCAGGAACCGUCGAGUGCCAUUCUGCUUUUUGAAGACAAGUGCUCCCUUUCUUUCUCUUCCCAGUACAUCCAACCUUUCUGGCUGGAAAAAUCAACGUAUAAUAUGUGAACGCAACUCUAGAUACCGUGUUGUGGUUGCUAGAGGCGUGAGCAUCGUGAAGAACGGAAUUACAUCCAGUGAAUUAAACCUUUUCCAGCUUUGCCUGUGGAGGCAACCCUCACCCCCUAACAGGAAGAAAAAAAAAAAAAGUGGGGGGCAGUCGGAUGUGGAAGGCUGUGGCCGCGUGGUGAUUUUCGGAUGGACUGAGUCUGCCACCUAGUGGUAGGUCGUGGCCGAGUUCCCCGCCUUGGGCGGUGGGUCCACCGUGUCACUUUCGGGUCCCUAAGUAUUCCGACCAGGUGCUAGGACUGACAGAGAAAGGGCACCCUCCAAUGAGGAUGAUUUCCAACCUUCAAAGUUUUGGUAACAUGGAUGAAAAUUAGAAAGCCUCCGGAUGCUUGCCCCCUCCACGGUGGCUCUGCGACGGGCGUCUGCCUCCACUAAUAGAACCACAACAUAACCAGUUUUGAAUACACUAUCGCCCUGUCGCUGUGGCCUCUCCCCUGGGGAAGUCGGUGGUGGAACGAUGCCACGGGUCUCUAGAACAUACAGCUCUUUACAGUUGAGGAAAUAGGCCUGAUGAGAGGGGGCCUGUGAAUGGUGUUAGUGACCUAACCAGAACCAGAUUUUAAGCUUCUGAAUUCUGAGUCAGUUUAAGUCAAAGGCAAGUUUAUCUCCGCUCUUUUGAGGUAUCUAAGAGAAAGGAGCUGCACUCAUAGAGAGCCAUGAUUUUAGCCUGUUAGGUCGUCUCAGUUGGAAACAGGCACUUAGCUGUCUUGGAGGAAUUUGUUUAUAAAGUAUGGCGUAAGAUUUUCAGUAACAGACAUGAAAAGUCUACUGUCGUGCUGAGGGGUGGGAGUCUCAUCGUGGGUGGUGUGCGUGUAUUAGGAGGUGAUUAAGGCCUGGUCCCUAGACUUGUGCGGAUGCACCUCUCUGCGCCCGUGGCUCACAAUUGGAUCCUGAAAUCACUCUCUUCGUCUUCCAUCCAAACUUUGUUCGGUGGCUUGGCGAGCAGUCAGUUGUGUGGGGGGGUCAUAUGGACAGGCAGAGUGUAAUCCUCAUAGAAUUUGUGCCACAACAACUUCUUAGCAAAGUUUUCUUUCUCGGAGCUGAAAACUUUAAGAUGGCAAACUCGCGUCCGCGUGCUGGCGGCCCCUAGCGACCGCCGGCGCGCACACCCGCGGGAGACGCCGCCGUCUCCACCGCCCUGGUCUGCCGGAAUCGAGUUCAGCCUCUCCCACUGCGGGAACUGUUGGAGGCCGCGUCGGAGAAACGCGCCUCUGUUCGGGUUGGAAACGAAUCUGGGGACGUGUUUGAAGAGCGGUCAAGUUUGACUCAUCGCUUUCCAAGGACAGUUAGUGCCUUCCAUCUUCAUUAACGUGAAUAAAGACCUUGGCUGACUUCUGUCCAGAUCGGAUUUUUAAAGGCAUUGUUUGCUUGGGGAGAUCAUGCCGUUCCCCUCCCCUGCCAGCCUUUUUGCAAAGGCUGAACCCAGUCCAGCCAGGAUGGCCGAGAUAUCUUUGCUCGGGGACGUGGUUUGCUGGCAUUGUCUUCCGGCCCUUUCUGGAAGGCUGUCGCGAGCCGGGCGCAUGGGGAGCGUCCCUUCUGCAGCUCCUCUUCAGAUCUUGAUGAUAAAACACAUCCCUCUAUUUUAUUGCAUUUCCUAGAAGCUUGCAGGCUUGCAAGAACGCUGUUGGCAGGAAACGUGACAGAAAUGAAAGUCCGGACAUAAUGUCCCCCAACACCUCGGUCACUCAAAGCGACUGCCGAGGCCACCGCGUUAUCAAAUUCGCUUUCAUCUAUUGUCGUCUCCCCACCCUCCCGCCCCCCAGCCAAGAGCGCUAAGAGUGUUUCCCCCCUAGAACAAAAACAACUCCGCGGGUUCACCCUACUCCCUGCUGCCGGACCACUGUGUCUAGACCUGAGCAGCUAGUUAGCUGAGACGCUGCGGAGAAAGGGAGCGCUCCGGCCGGAGCCCUGAUGUGGGUUUCACUGCGACAGCUCCAGCCUUAUUAAAAUUCCUUCUCCUUGCCCCUAAACAUGCUUUGCACUUUCAGAUUCUCCUUUGGAUUUCUCAGCGAGUUAUUGGAGUUAUUAGAUUACCAAUAAUCCAAAAGCUGGCCAGGAGAGAGAAGAGGGGGGAAGGGCGGGAGGCGUUCUCCAAAUCUGGAGACUGUGUCUAAACUAGGUCAAUGGGAAGGAGGGGCGGGGCGACAAGGGGGUUGUCUGUUUCAAGCCUAGGUGGAGGGCUCUCUCUAGUGUUAGGCAGCGGUAAGACAUGAUCAGGUUUGAGCUCCCGGAACCAUGGGACUCCUAAUUUCCAAUAAGUGCAUUUACUUAAUUUUAACUUCCCUUCCUAGAUUCUCACUCCUUCCCAUAUUAAGUUUCAGCCUCUGCUUUCACAUUUAUCCUACGUGGUAAAGGGAUGGGAAAGCCUCAAAGGAUUUUAUGAGGCGGAAGAGGCCCAGUCUUUAUGGACCGGCCCUGACCCCGCCUCCGCCACUAAUAGGAUGCGCGGCUCAGCGUGACGCCACCCGCCAGUUUUAGGACCGCACUGCGGCCUGAGACGCUGCGCGUUUCUCGCCCCUUAACGCCUGUCCUUUGGCCCCCGAAAGCGCCUGUCGUACCCGGCUACUGAGACCCAUUAGGAGAUGGCGCCCAGGGCUUAUAAUUCCAAGGAAGGUCACGGGAAGACGAGGCAACCUUGGAGCGCGCCCGUGCGCGCGCUGGGGUCGGCGCCCAGGCCUCUGCCAAAUCCUAACCGUGUCUCUACGGUUUCGGAGAAAUCAGAUUCUCAAAUCCCGAAACCUGGCCAGGUUCGGCCUGGCAGCUCCUUAUUCUAAAGUCUUUGGGCGGAAACCCAGCCGAGCUGGGUUCCCCUUCGUGCCAACGUAGGCGGAAGGGGCUUUCGGUUUAGUUUUCCUCUAACCCGGCUGGGGCGCGCUGAGUGGAGACCCCAGCCUUAGGAACUCCGUAUUUUCGACCUUGACGCCUCGCCUAAUCACUCCUUUAAAAAGAGGGGAUGAGGGCCAAACAAAAAGAGAGAAAAAGGAAAAAAGACACGGUAUGCACCAGGCAAACAAACGCUGGAAUUGGGCAACUUGAAGUCAUGAAAUAAACCUCGGAUUGGCCCCGAAAUCCUGGGUUCUAGGCCGGCUCUGCUACUAAUUUGACUUCUCCCAUUUAUAAAAUUAUUGUGGGGCAAGGGUUGAACUAAGUGAAGUGUAAGAGUCCCGGACCCGGCGCAGACGAGGUUUUUAGGGGAAAGUGUGCCAUAUUCCCCGCGAGCCUCCCCGGGCGGCCCCCCCUUCUCGGGUGAAUCCCCGGAGGCCCGCGCGGCGCAGGCAGCGAUCCCGGCGGCCGUCGGGGCCGGCAGCUUCCUGGAAAGUUACUUCUCGUUGGAGCCGGCGAUAGGCAAAGAGUGUUCUGUGAAAUCCGCUGAGCUGAGAUUGACUACGUUCCGGGAAUGAGAGGGCUGUGCCGUUCCCCUCACUGCCCCCCGCCUUGACGGCGUAACAGGAAAAAGAAAGGCACACACAAUGUUAGCUACUGAGGUGCACGAAAAGUUUUACUUGAAUGUAACCAAAUUAAGGGCUGCCACGGUCAUACCACGGGGCCUCUGCCGCGCCUGCGGAGCCUUCGAGGCGGAUGGGCAGCGGUGCCCGCAGAGCGCCCGGGGGUGGGCGGUCUCUGGCAGACAGGUUUUAAGUGAAAUUUUGGACUGUGAAUCAAGGCAUUGGGUGAAGACAAAAUGACCUCGCCAGCUGACAGCUGUAUCCAGUUCACCCGCCAUGCCAGUGACGUUCUUCUCAAUCUCAAUCGCCUCCGGAGCCGUGACAUCUUGACUGAUGUUGUCAUAGUGGUGAGCCGUGAGCAGUUUAGAGCCCAUAAGACAGUCCUCAUGGCCUGCAGUGGCUUGUUCUACAGCAUCUUCACAGACCAGUUGAAAUGCAACCUUAGUGUAAUCAAUCUGGAUCCAGAGAUCAACCCUGAGGGGUUCUGCAUCCUCCUGGACUUCAUGUACACCUCUCGGCUCAACCUGCGGGAGGGCAACAUCAUGGCCGUGAUGGCCACAGCCAUGUACCUGCAGAUGGAGCAUGUCGUGGACACCUGCCGGAAGUUCAUCAAGGCCAGUGAAGCAGAGAUGGUUCCUGCCAUCAAACCUCCCCGUGAAGAGUUCCUGAACAGCCGGAUGCUGAUGCCCCAAGACAUCAUGGCCUAUCGGGGUCGUGAGGUGAUGGAGAACAGCCUGCCGCUGAGGAAUGCCCCCGGGUGUGAGAGCAGAGCCUUUGCCCCAAGCCUGUACAGUGGCCUGUCCACACCGCCAGCUUCCUAUCCCGUGUACAGCCACCUCCCGGUCAGCAGCUUCCUCUUUUCCGAUGAGGAGUUGCGGGAUGCCCGGAUGCCUGUGGCCAAUCCUUUCCCCAAGGAGCGGACCCUCCCCUGCGAUAGUGCCAGGCCAGUCCCUGUUGAGUACAGUCGGCCGGCCAUGGAGCUGCCCCACAGUGUGUGCCACAGCAACAUCUACUCUCCCAAGGAGGCAGCCCCAGAGGAGGCACGGAGUGACAUGCACUACAGUGUGGCCGAGGGUCCCAAGCCUGCUGCUCCCUCGGCCCGGAAUGCCCCAUACUUCCCCUGUGACAAGGCUGGCAAGGAGGAAGAGAGACCCUCUUCGGAGGAUGAGAUCGCUCUGCAUUUCGAGCCCCCCAGUGCCCCCCUGAACCGGAAGGGUCUGGUUAGUCCACAGAGCCCCCAGAAGUCCGACUGCCAGCCCAACUCGCCCACGGAGUCCUGCAGCAGCAAGAAUGCCUGCAUCCUCCAGACCUCUGGCUCCCCUCCAGCCAAGAGCCCCACUGACCCCAAAGCCUGCAACUGGAAGAAAUACAAGUUCAUCGUGCUCAACAGCCUCAACCAGAAUGCUAAACCAGAGGGGCCCGAGCAGGCUGAGCUGGGCCGCCUCUCCCCUCGAGCCUACACUGCACCCCCAGCCUGCCAGCCACCCAUGGAGCCCGAGAACCUUGACCUCCAGUCCCCAACUAAGCUCAGUGCCAAUGGGGAGGACUCCACCAUCCCGCAGGCCAGCCGGCUCAAUAACAUCGUCAACAGGUCCCUGACAGGCUCACCCCGCAGCAGCAGCGAGAGCCACUCGCCACUCUACCUGCACCCCCCCAAGUGCACGUCCUGCGGCUCUCAGUCCCCGCAGCACGCGGAGAUGUGCCUCCACACCGCCGGCCCCACGUUCCCUGAGGAGAUGGGAGAGACCCAGUCUGAGUACUCGGAUUCCAGCUGUGAGAAUGGGGCCUUCUUCUGCAAUGAGUGUGACUGCCGCUUCUCUGAGGAGGCCUCCCUCAAGAGGCACACGCUGCAGACCCACAGUGACAAACCCUACAAGUGUGACCGGUGCCAAGCCUCCUUCCGCUACAAGGGCAACCUCGCCAGCCACAAGACCGUCCACACGGGUGAGAAACCCUAUCGUUGUAAUAUCUGUGGGGCCCAGUUCAACCGGCCAGCCAAUCUGAAAACCCAUACUCGAAUUCACUCUGGAGAGAAGCCCUACAAAUGCGAAACCUGCGGAGCCAGAUUUGUACAGGUGGCCCACCUCCGUGCCCACGUGCUCAUCCACACUGGCGAGAAGCCCUAUCCCUGUGAAAUCUGUGGCACCCGUUUCCGGCACCUUCAGACUCUGAAGAGCCACCUGCGAAUCCACACAGGAGAGAAACCUUACCAUUGCGAGAAGUGUAACCUGCAUUUCCGUCACAAAAGCCAGCUGCGUCUUCACUUGCGCCAGAAGCACGGUGCCAUCACCAACACCAAGGUGCAAUACCGCGUGUCUGCCACUGACCUGCCCCCGGAACUCCCCAAAGCCUGCUGAAGCAUGGAGUGUUGAUGCUUUCCAUUCGAGCCCCUUCUCAGAAUCUACCCAAAGGAUACUGUAACACUUUAAGAUGUUCAUCCCAUGACGUAGUGCCUCUUUCAUCCACUAGUGCAAAUCAUAGCUGAGGGUGGGGGUGGGGGGAGGGGCGUGGGGACCGGGAGCCAAGGCAGCUCCCCUUCCCCCACUGCCGUAAAACAUUAAGAAAAUAAUAUUGCUUCUUCUCCUAUGUGUACGGCAAACCAUGUCAGCAAAAAGCAAAAUCAUUUUCGAUACCGAAGUUGGGGAGUACGCAAAAGUUCUGACUUGACUUAGUCUGCAAAAUGAGGAAUGUAUAUGUUUUGUGGGAACAGAUGUUUCUUUUGUAUGUAAAUGUGCAUUCUUUUAAAAGAAGAGAUUAAUGGUAUGUUAUGAAAGAGAGGGCUUUAAUUUUUUUAACCAAAGGUGAAGGAAUAUAUGGCAGAGUUGUAAAUAUAUAAAUAUAUAUAUAUAAAAUAAAUAUAUAUAAACCUAAAAAAGAUAUAUUAAAAAUAUAAAACUGCGUUAAAGGCUCGAUUUUGUAUCUGCAGGCAGACACGGAUCUGAGAAUCUUUAUUGAGAAAGAGCACUUAAGAGAAUAUUUUAAGUAUUGCAUCUGUAUAAGUAAGAAAAUAUUUUGUCUAAAAUGCCUCAGUGUAUUUGUAUUUUUUUGCAAGUGAAGGUUUACAAUUUACAAAGUGUGUAUUAAAAAAAAAAAGAACAAAAAAAGCUGCGGAAGGAAAAACGUGUAGUUUUGUUCUAGUUUUUGGUUUGUAUAUACCUGUACAACGUGUCCUACGGUGCCUUUUUUCAUGGAAGUUUUCAACGAUGGACGAGCGCGCCAUCCCUUUUUGAAGUGUAGGCAGACACAGGGACUUGAAAUUGUCACUAACUAAGCUCUCUUUGGGAAUGUUUGUCUCAUCACAUUCUGCGUCAUGCUUGUGUUAUAACUACUCCGGAGACAGGGUUUGGCUGUGUCUAAACUGCAUUACCGCGUUGUAAAAUAUAGCUGUACAAAUACAAGAAUAAAAUGUUGAAAAGUCAA
This is a messenger RNA of Equus quagga, 10944 nucleotides long. RefSeq names its product BCL6 transcription repressor (gene BCL6). Gene Ontology annotation, biological process: regulation of cytokine production; negative regulation of transcription by RNA polymerase II; regulation of immune system process. Lineage: Eukaryota; Metazoa; Chordata; Mammalia; Perissodactyla; Equidae. The coding region runs from base 7761 to 9881 and encodes 706 amino acids. Gene Ontology annotation, molecular function: protein binding. The transcript has 10 exons. The record is from RefSeq and is a predicted model, not a curated record.